AUGCCGUUUAAACAAUAUGUUGUUGUGGGCAGGCGGUUGCCGGAACAGCAGCUCGUCAAGGGCGCAGUGGACGACACGCUCUACAAGAUGGUUAUUUACGCGCCAGAUCCUGUUAAGGCAAAGUCGAAAUACUACUACUUUCUGUCGCAGCUACUGAAAACAAAGCGAUCAACUGCGGAAGUGGUGGCUAUUACGGAGGUCAAGGAGCGCGACACGACGCGCGUGAAGAACUACACCAUUUGGUUGCGGUAUCGGAGCCGCACCGGCCAGGUGAAUAUGCUGAAGGAGACUCGUGCAACAUCUGUUGCCGGAGCAGUCGAGAAUAUAUACCAAGAGAUGGCUGGGAGGCACCGGGCACGAGCUGAGUCCAUUCAGAUUCUCCGCGUUCAGGAGACGCCAAGCAGUCAGUGCAAGCGUCCGGCAACGCUACAGCUUAUUGACCCGCAGCUUCGAUUUCCACUGCCUCGUCAACGCCAGAGAGCAUCGAAGCAAUCGCUUCGAACAACGUUCAAGGCGAAACUACCGGUGACCACGAUAACCAAGUGA
This is a messenger RNA of Cyanidioschyzon merolae strain 10D, 546 nucleotides long. Its product is annotated as 60S ribosomal protein L18a. Gene Ontology annotation, molecular function: structural constituent of ribosome. Gene Ontology annotation, biological process: translation. Lineage: Eukaryota; Rhodophyta; Bangiophyceae; Cyanidiales; Cyanidiaceae. Gene Ontology annotation, cellular component: cytosolic large ribosomal subunit; ribosome. The transcript has a single exon. The coding region runs from base 1 to 546 and encodes 181 amino acids. The record is from RefSeq and is a predicted model, not a curated record.